Messenger RNA from Helicoverpa armigera (cotton bollworm), 2605 nucleotides. RefSeq lists its product as uncharacterized. Gene Ontology annotation, biological process: regulation of transcription by RNA polymerase II. Lineage: Eukaryota; Metazoa; Arthropoda; Insecta; Lepidoptera; Noctuidae. Gene Ontology annotation, cellular component: transcription regulator complex. Bases 227 to 1591 code for a protein of 454 amino acids. The transcript is spliced from 10 exons. Gene Ontology annotation, molecular function: transcription coregulator activity. The record is from RefSeq and is a predicted model, not a curated record.
UCAAUUUUGUUGUCAAAGGUAUUCUUGUGUGUGUCAAUAAUAUUGUCUAAAAACGUCCACAACGGCAAAUUGUUACACCUCGCCUAGAUUUUACAUAAAUAAAACCUCAGGAGACAACCACAUCGUAUGGUGGUAUAUGAACCAUUAAAAGGUUGAAUAAAAAUUGGUUUGAAGAUACGUAAACCCGAAAUUUUAUGGAGGUUUAAAGUUAUAAAAUCAUAUCAAGAUGCCCGCUGUAACUUCCACUACGGUGGAGGAGCAGAAUGAAGCUGAUCAGAAGAUGUGGAGCGCCCUAAAGCGCUAUAUCAUACGUGAAAGGCAAAGGAAGAAAGAAGAAUAUGAGGCUGAGGUAGAAGAGGAGCGACUUCGCAAGGAAAGAGAAGCAAGAGAGAGACAGGAUGUUAUGACUCUCGAGGAAACUAAAGAACAAAUUGAGCAAUUGGAACAGAAACUCAAACAAUUGGAAAAGGAAAAACAACAACUAUUCAUGCAACUCAAAAAAGUAUUGAAUGAGGAUGAAAUUAGAAAGAGACAGCAACAGAAGGAAACUAACGACUUUUCCAGCGAGAUGCAAUCUAUGAAGAUGCAGACGAUGGGGGGCAACAUUCAGAUACCAAUGUUCCCCAUGCCAACGUCUACGGGACAAGGGGAGCCACCCCCGACACAGGGACGCCCCCCACCACUUACUUCGCAUAUGAUGACCAAGCAUAAGCACUCAAACCACAUGUUGUUCCCACAACAGCCGACGAUAGUGCGUGGUCCCAUACAGUCGGGAGUGAAACGACCAAGGAGUCCGUCGCCAACUUACGCCCUCUAUGCUCAUCGGUUGCAUCAACCGCCUAUGAAGCAUCAACAAGUUUAUUCCGAUCACAAAGUAGAAGAUGGCCGCAUGGGCCGUCAGAUGGCUCGCGCAGUACUGUGGAACAAACCAUCUCAAUACGGCUCAAACGUGGGCGGUUCAUCGGUAUCCUCAACCGCGUACUACGCGAUGCCGAGCUCCGGCGUAGUCGGCGUAGUAGGGGAACGUCCUCCCCCCCUACUAUACGCUCACCACGCGCACACCCCCCAUACGCCCCAUACGCCGCAUCACGCGAACCUCAUGUAUGCGCCCGCGCCGCAACCGCCGCAGUUGUACUUAGAUAUGUUGAAGAAUAGAGAUGGACAGCAACAUCAGGAACAGAAGAAAGAGGCGCAGCCGCAAGUGCUAAUCGGACUCAGCGAGGCCCACCACCCUUCAGUGAGCAGCGGCGUUGCGUACGCGCAGCCACCCGUCUCCCGCCAUCUCUCCAUCCACCCGCCGCCGCAACAUAACAAUAUGCAGAACAAAAUAGAACGUAGCGGCUUUCCUACUCGCAAAAUUUACGGCCAAACCGGGCAGUAUUACCCAAGGAUACCCAGUGCAGCAGUCGAGCAGCGUGCAGAGCAACAUAUAUCCGAACCGGCAUCGCUAUUAGCUAGUAAUAAUCCGUCGGCAGGCCGGCAAGCAGCCGCCCUAGCCGCGGCCGCGCGGCCCUGCCCGCGCCCCCCCAGGGUCCACCACAUGAAGCACAUACUACUCAGGGCUCUUAUGCAUGAGCUGUUGAAGAAAUAGAUGCCUUACGAUUUUUUAUUGGCUGCGUUUGACACAUAUAUUUUAAAAUUUUAUUUUGUGCUGUUUUGCAGCCAAGUUUGAGUUUAUAGGUAAGACAGAUUGCAAAAUUAAGUUGCUAUAAAAAGUAUUUUAUACACAUAAACUGCAGCAUAUACAAUGAUCCCAUCAGGAUCUGUUGGCUGCAAAACGUGUUUAUUUUGCUAAUAUCUACAUUUCAAAAACUUAAGGUUUAUAUCGGGUGUUCCUAAUUGCAAGAUUCACAUUCGGAAACAAUCAAAGUGGUUUGCAACAUUUACAUUGGUCGAGCCUAAAUUAUAUUCGUGAUCUGAUGUUUAGGACUUGUCGAUAUAUAACUGUUAUUCUACAAUAUUUGUUUAAUUGGUAUCCAUUAAUAUUCGUGAAUUUCACAUGUAUUCACUUCAACAUCUCAUGUAUAACGUGAUGUGAACAGUGACUGAGACAAGUUUAGGUUGUGCAGUGAACAACUGUUUUAGUGCAAAAACAAUAUCCUGUACAGUGAGACUAUAUUUUUGUGGGCAACGAAAUAUGCACCUUAUGUACCUGUACAUAAAACACAUUUUAAAUCAGACACAAUAUUAAAUUAUGAAACUACAGUAUAUAAUAUAAUCUGUAUUUAUAAUAGCUUCAAAUAAGGACAAAUGAAUACAUAGAGGACAUAUUUUAAACUUACUAGACAACGUAGAAUAGAAGAGAAAUAUUUAAAUAGUUAAGAUGCGUUCUAGAAUAAAUGGCCCAGACAGAAAUAUACAUAGAAAAUGUACUAUGAGGUGCAAUACUUACUAAUUAUUUAUGCAGAAGGGACAAUAAAAUUUUGGAGUGUCAAUGUGCUGGUUUUUUACAUAUCUAGUUUGGGACUCUUAUCCUAGAAACCAUGAGUGCUAUAUUUUGUUGCCGACAAAACACAUAAUUAUUAUAUCUUUUAAGUUAUUCAAUGCAUAUGUACCUACUAUAAACUAUACAGAAAUAAAUAAAAAAAUAUAUAAGUAGUAAUAA